Agrilus planipennis (emerald ash borer) is the source of this 1295-nucleotide messenger RNA. It is a transcript of the gene wol, whose product is annotated as dolichyl-phosphate beta-glucosyltransferase. Lineage: Eukaryota; Metazoa; Arthropoda; Insecta; Coleoptera; Buprestidae. The coding region runs from base 182 to 1192 and encodes 336 amino acids. The transcript has 6 exons. The record is from RefSeq and is a predicted model, not a curated record. Gene Ontology annotation, cellular component: endoplasmic reticulum membrane.
GUGACAUAUUUUAUGACAUGUAACCUUAAAUUAAAUUGUUUUUGCGAAGUUUUUGCAAAGGCUUUUUCCGCUGAUUAAAGAAAUAUAAUUACAUUUAGAUAUACACCGAUAAUAAAAAAGAUUAAUCAGGUAUCCUUUUGAAUAUGUUGAUAGUCUAAACGUAACUGUUUAAAGUUGGAUAAUGAUGUGGAACUUGCAAUUAAUUCUGUUUUAUGGAACAGCUUGUUGCUUUUCUAUAUUAUUAGCGGUGAUAGUUUUGAUGUUGGCUGUUUGUAAACCAUAUCCUAUUGUUUAUCGGUCUAGGAAAGAAAAGUGCUUUAUAAACCCUGUCAAUUCUGAAAGCAUAUUGUUCCCCUCAAUUCAUGAUCAACCUUCAGUGCAUUUAAGUGUAAUAAUUCCAGCUUACAAUGAAGAAGAUAGAUUGGGACUUAUGCUGGAUGAGUGUCUGGAAUUUUUAGAAUUAAGAUCAAAGUCAGGUACUUUUAAGUAUGAAAUUAUUGUUGUAAGUGAUGGAAGUAAAGAUAAAACUGUGCAGGUAGCUAAUGAAUAUUGUAAGAAACUGGGAAUAGAUAAGUUUAGGACAUUAGAGCUCGAGAAAAAUAGAGGAAAAGGUGGGGCAGUAAGAUUGGGAGUACAGAGUGCAAGAGGUGCUGUAAUCCUCUUUGCAGAUGCAGAUGGUGCAACAAAGUUUUGUGAUUUGGCUAAACUAGAAGACUCGCUGGAAAGUUUAAUACAAGGAAAUUAUUUGAAUGAUUACCGAUCUGUUUCAUCAAAAAUGGCAAUUGUAGUCGGUUCAAGGGCACAUUUAGAAAAAGAAGCAGUUGCAACUAGAAGUUUAUUUAGGGUAGUUUUGAUGUAUGGUUUUCAUUUCCUAGUUUGGUUGUUUGCUGUUCGUGGUAUUCGUGAUACUCAAUGUGGAUUUAAAUUGUUUACUAGGGAAGCAGCUAGGAUAUGCUUUGAAAAUUUACAUAUUGAGAGAUGGGCGUUUGAUGUUGAACUAUUGAAGAUCGCCGAAUAUUUGAAAAUUCCCAUUAAUGAAGUUGCAGUAAAUUGGACUGAAAUUGAUGGAUCUAAAGUUACACCAGUAUUAAGUUGGAUCGAAAUGGGAUUAGAUUUAGCUUUAAUUUGGAUCAGAUAUUUUGUAGGAGCUUGGAAGAUUAAAACACAAGAAGAUUUAAACAAGACUCAGUAAAAUCUGCACUUAACAUUUGUAUAAUUACAUACUUACAAAUGAUUAUUAUUAUUGUAAUUUUAUAUGAGGAGUUUGAUAAAAAUUUUUGGCUUAAUGCUAUUAA